Molecule: messenger RNA, 365 nt
Organism: Notothenia coriiceps (black rockcod)
Lineage: Eukaryota; Metazoa; Chordata; Actinopteri; Perciformes; Nototheniidae
Product: mitochondrial-processing peptidase subunit beta-like
Exons: 3
Coding region: 31-348 (105 amino acids)
Cellular component (GO): mitochondrion
Molecular function (GO): metalloendopeptidase activity; metal ion binding
Source: RefSeq, a predicted model, not a curated record
GACGCAUGCGCAGUGUGACAAACAAACAAUAUGGCGGCGUCCUUACAGCGCCUCACGUCUGCUGGGAGAAAUCUCCUUCAAAGGAAUUUACUGAAGACAUUUUCUUCAAACAGGCUCACACCUGGGUCUCACAGACUGUUAUCGACCCAGGCUGCUCAACAAGUGGCUCUCAAUGUUCCUGAAACUAAGGUGACAACUCUAGAAAACGGACUCAGAGUGUCUUCAGAGGACGCUGGGCUCACCACCUGCACAGUGGGCCUCUGGAUAGAUGCGGGCAGUCGCUACGAGAACGCCAGAAAUAAUGGCACAGCACAUUUCCUGGAACAUAUGGCAUUUAAGGUGAGAUGAAAACCAUGAAAAUACGU